GAACCAUUCUCCACAUAUCUCUCUGUUCUGUCCUUUCAUCAUCUCCUAUUAACAGAAAGAGAAAAAAACUCCCCAUUUCUCCAUGCUUUCAACUCUCUGAAAAUCCUUUAAAGGGUGUCCAAUUCUUCCAUUUUCUUGAAAUUUUGUUGACCCUUUGUGUUUUUAUAGCCAUUUUCUCUUUUUUUAAUCCCCAACUCUUUGAUCUUGCCGGGAAAAAGAACCCCAUUUUCCGGCAGGUCAAAGGAGUGGUGGAUUCAUUCUUUUCUUGAUAAUUUGAAAUCUUUAUGUGGAUGGGUGUUUGGUUUUGAUAUACAUUUGCUAAAAAGUGGAAAAAGAUUUGAACUUUUUUACCAAAUAUAGAGAUUUCAAGAAUUGAGGAAAAAUGGUGACUGAGGUGAUUCCGGUGAGGAAUCCAAUAAGCACGGUAUUGGAGAGAGUUGGGGUUUAUGGGUUUGUAGGGAAUAACAAUAUUACAAAGAGAUGUAAUAUUGAAUUUCAAGAUGAAAAUGAUACAAUGGAAAUGGUGCAGCUUGGUGCUGAAAGGACAAAAAAUGUGCUUAUUUUGAUGAGUGAUACAGGGGGUGGGCAUAGGGCUUCAGCUGAGGCUAUUCGCGAUGCGUUUCAUUUGGAAUUUGGGGAUGAGUAUAAUGUAAAGUUUCAAUCUGUUUUUGUAAAAGAUGUUUGGAAAGAAUACACUGGAUGGCCAUUGAACACCAUGGAACAGCAAUACAAGUUCAUGGUUAAACAUGUUCAGCUUUGGAGGGUUGCAUUUCACGGGACAUCCCCUCGUUGGAUACACUCUGCUUAUCUUGCUGCCAUUGCCGCCUUUUACGCCAAGGAGGUGGAGGCUGGCCUGAUGGAGUACAAGCCAGACAUAAUCAUUAGCGUUCAUCCCCUAAUGCAGCAUAUUCCUUUGUGGGUUCUAAAAUGGCAAGGUUUACAAAAGAAAGUAAUAUUUGUCACGGUUAUUACAGACCUCAGUACUUGCCACCGUACAUGGUUUCACCCUGGAGUCAAUCGAUUGUACUGCCCCGCUGAGGAGGUAGCAAAGAGGGCUUUAUUUGAUGGAUUGGAGGAAUCUCAAACACGCGUUUUCGGGUUGCCUAUUCGUCCCUCUUUUUGUAGAGCAAUAUUUACCAAGGAUGACCUCAGAGUAGAGCUCGAGAUGGAUCCCACAUUGCCGGCAGUGUUGCUGAUGGGCGGGGGUGAAGGGAUGGGACCAGUGAAAAAAACUGCAAAGGCUCUUGGAGAAGCUCUUUUCGAUAAAGAAAUGGAGAAACCUAUUGGGCAAAUGGUUGUCAUAUGUGGACGCAAUGAAGAGCUAGCUUCCACAUUACAAUCACUCGAAUGGAACAUCCCAGUCAAGAUUAAAGGAUUUCAGAAACAGAUGGAGAAGUGGAUGGGCGCUUGCGACUGUAUUAUCACAAAGGCUGGACCAGGUACAAUUGCAGAAGCACUAAUCAGAGGGCUGCCAAUUAUUCUCAACGACUACAUUCCCGGACAAGAAAAGGGAAACGUUCCAUACGUUGUGGACAAUGGAGCUGGUGUUUUCACACGAAGCCCCAAGGAAACAGCCCGGAUUGUUGCAGAGUGGUUUAGCACCAAAGAGGAUGAGCGCAAAACUAUAUCAGAGAAUGCACUUAAACUUGCACAACCCGAUGCAGUUUUUGACAUCGUGAAGGACAUCCACGAGCUUGCAUGCCAGAGAGGUCCUCUCGCCAACAUUCCUUACGAGUUCACGUCUUCAUUUUCAAGCUUAAUUUAAGCCAGAUACAUAGAUUCUGGUUGUUUUUUUUUGUCUUUUUUACUACAAGGUCUAAUAUUUGUUCUAGUAGGAUAUUAUGUAAGGUAGGUUCAAUGAUCUCAUUUUUAGCCAUAAAACGCUUGGCGCGCUCAUUGUAAUCUGUAGAUUGUCUAGACAAAUUCCGAUCCUUGGUUAGUCGGAGAAAAAAAGAAAUUCAAAACGAGACCAGAACGAGGGAGCUGUGAUAAAAAUGCAGAAAUUGAAUGAAGUUUCAUAUGUUUUGGAGAGUUGAAAUCUUCUUCUUUAGUAUUAAGAUUGCUUGAAGGGCCUGUGUGAGGUUGCUUCACAAUUGAAGAUAUUUCACUUGUCUAGCAAAAUUGAUUUGUAUUGAAUAUACAAUGCUUGUUCUUUUUUUU
Solanum lycopersicum (tomato) is the source of this 2160-nucleotide messenger RNA. Its product is annotated as monogalactosyldiacylglycerol synthase 2, chloroplastic. NCBI's taxonomy places the organism in Eukaryota, Viridiplantae, Streptophyta, Magnoliopsida, Solanales, Solanaceae. The record is from RefSeq and is a predicted model, not a curated record. Gene Ontology annotation, molecular function: hexosyltransferase activity. Gene Ontology annotation, biological process: glycolipid biosynthetic process.